Molecule: messenger RNA, 3555 nt
Organism: Sorghum bicolor (sorghum)
Lineage: Eukaryota; Viridiplantae; Streptophyta; Magnoliopsida; Poales; Poaceae
Product: probable WRKY transcription factor 58
Exons: 4
Coding region: 2059-3333 (424 amino acids)
Biological process (GO): regulation of DNA-templated transcription
Molecular function (GO): sequence-specific DNA binding; DNA-binding transcription factor activity
Source: RefSeq, a predicted model, not a curated record
GUUUAGUUUUCUUCUUUUCUAUUUUGUUCUAUUUAAGUUUUCUUUAUUUUUCUAUUUUUUUUCUUUAUUUUCCUUCUAUAAGUGAUGUACUUUGCAAUGUUUUAUAUUGUACGGUGUGAUAUUUUAGGUAUGCUUUGGGUGGAAUACAUUUUUUUCUUGGACUUAGAUGGCCUGAUCAGUAUAUAUUCACAGCUAACUUUCUUGGACUUAAAUGGUCUGGUGUAGUUUAAUUAUAAAAUAUUCCAUAGCUAAUCUUUCUUGGCCUGAUCAUUAAUAUUUAUUAGCUAACACAAAACCAUCUUCAGGGUUUAGUGGUGAGUAAUGGGUUCCUGUCUUGUGUUCAACUCCUCCCACGACACAUUCUGUUUUUGCUCCUAUUUAUGUAUUUUGAAAUUUAUUUAGCUCCUUUGUCCUCUCUGCAUUCACGGACUCCCUCCGCUCCACAAAUAAAUGUAUUUCUUGACUACUAUGAUUCAUGUUUGACCAUUCGUCUUAUUUAAAUUUUUAUACAAAUAAUAAAAUAAAUAAAUCAUUAUAAAAAUAAAUUUAACAAUAAAAUAAGUCAUAAAAAAUAAAUAAUAUUUAUUAAAAAAUUUUAAAUAAGACGAACGGUCAAACAUGAAUUAUAGAAGUAAAAAAAUGCAAUUAUUUGUGUAUCUCAAUUUCUCCGACCUCUGGCGGCCGCGAGCGGGAAGCGGAUGCACAGGAGCCCAGCAUUCACAGUUUUCGGCCCACAAGCGUAGAAGAAAUGCUCGGCUUUUGGUCCACGAGCGCAAAGAAAUGUGUGGCCAUGGAUGACUAAAUAUGCGCUGACCGGGUCGGUGUCUAAUCGCUCAAAGACAAUUGAGAUUAGGAAUUUACGAUGAUAUUGAAAACUGUUGUAAAACACAUCCACAGCGGUUAGAAUUUUUCUCUCUCCAUCUCUCAUCAUCAAUAUAGUAAAUAAAAUAGAACACAUAGACAGAAGAGAUAGAAGACUAUUCUUUAUUCUCAAAUAAAUAUUAUUGAUUACAACAUAUAUUUUCCAUGUAUUACGAAUAUUUAGAGCUUAGUAAGAGCCCACGUGUAAACAGAACAUGAUUAGGAUUCCUUCUUCCUUUUUAUUUUAGAAUAGAGUCCGCAUGUAUUACAAGUUCACAACAAAAGCAAAAUACUAGUGAUUAAUUCAUAGGUUGAAGUGUGUGAAGAACCCCGUUGGUCUCUCGCUGCCGGGCCUCGUUUGUAUACUCGUAAACUUUUAUCCUCAUAAUAAAAUACGGUAAUAAAAUACCGGUGAAUAACUCGAUCGUGGAAAAAAAAGGUUGAAGUGUGCGAUGGUGAUGUUCCAUCGCGUGUGCCCAGAGCUUGGAUGAGGACUGGCUCCGGUAAAUUUUAGAGUUUAAUUAGUUCAGAUUUUCAGGUAAUCUUUAGGUUUCAGUAAACACAUUUUGAUGCCAAAGCUCCUAAAUCUAAAUGACUCCUAGAGAAGUCUGCUCGGAGCUCUUCAAAAAAAAAAAAAAAGUCUAUGCUCGGAACCAAUGGGGAGCCUUGGUCAACGUUGUUUGAGACCGUGUGCCCGACGAUGCCACUCGUAAUGGUCCGCCACAAUUAGCGCUACAACUCGCAAAUCGUAGAUGAGCCUCGCUCGUAAACAAUGCAGCUUUAGUUGUAGACAGCAUGCGGUCUCUGUGACAGCUAAAACUGAAAGCUAGCCUGGCUAUCCAUUUGGCAAUUUUUGAGAUAAUCUCAAUUCUCAACCGCGUGGCAUAUAGCUAGACUACAGUUUAGAGACUUUUGAAAUACGUCUCAUUGGUAGAGGCAAUCGAAGACGAAUCAAGUUUAGAAUUCAGAGACAGUUCGGAGUUCAUUCAGACAGCCGGUCGCGCUUCGGCAGCCAGGCGUUGCACUUGACAGCAACGGUGCAACCCAGCGGCCGCCAGCGCAGCCCUCAAUCUCUCUCGGGCUCUCGGCCUGCCUCUCUAUUUGUCGCUGGUCUGUUCUCUGGUCGGCCGCCGUCCCUGUCAUUGCCACCGCCAAGUCUUCCUUGGCUUCUCCAGAGAAGCAAGAAAGGUCGCGGCAAUGGACGACCGCCGCGGGCGCCGCGACGCCAUGGGCCAGAGGCCGUUCGCGUCUGCUGCUCAGGGACAGGAAAGGGUGUUCGACGGUGGAGGCGGUGGCGGUGGCGGCGGCCCUGGGCCAGCGUUUGGCGGUGAGUUUGAUCAGGGAUCGUCGUCCCUCAUGGCUCUUCUCGGAGCUGGUGGUGCAGUCAGCUCCCAGCCACCGCCGCCGACGUGGGGCGUCGAGGAGGUGACAGCGGCGCCUGCCAUUAACCUGGUGCCUCAAUCAUUAUUCUCCAUGGCGAACUACGCGCCACCGCCGCCGUCCUACCAGCAACCCACCUCGUUCGCCCCAUCGCCGCUGGGCGGCAGAGUGGAUCCAUACCCGCCGUACCUUGUCGCGGACCAGCCGCCGCAAUGGCCUCCUCCCCGACCGGCGGCUGCUGAUUCCUCCAUGCCGCACUCCAACUUCACCGUCUUCUUCCCCAGGAAUCCAUACGACCAUGACAUGCAGCUGCGAGCGACCGCGCUCUUCGGCGGCAGCAGCGGCUUGCACGCGCACGCCCUGCCGCCGCCGCCGCCAGCCAUCGAGCAGCCGGCGAAGGACGGUUACAGCUGGCGCAAGUACGGGCAGAAGCAGCUCAAGGACGCCGAGUCGCCGCGGAGCUACUACAAGUGCACCCGCGACGGGUGCCCCGUCAAGAAGGUCGUGGAGCGCUCCUUCGACGGGUUCAUCAAGGAGAUCACCUACAAGGGCCGCCACAACCACCCGCGCCCCCAGGAGCGCGGCCUCGCCGGCGGCGGGAACGAUGCCCUCGCCGCCGCCGAGGAGGACGUGGACGGCCCCAGCGACGACGACGACGAUGACGUCGACGGGGCUCCCGGCCGGGCCGCGGACGGCGUUGUGGCCGGGCAGAGGGUGGUGAAGAAGCCCAAGAUCAUCCUCCAAACGCCGAGCGAGGUGGAUCUCCUGGACGACGGCUACCGGUGGCGCAAGUACGGGCAGAAGGUGGUCAAGGGCAACCACCGGCCAAGGAGCUACUACAAGUGCAUCGCCGACAAGUGCAACGUGCGCAAGCAGAUCGAGAGGGCGUCCACCGACCCCAGGUGCGUCCUGACGACGUACACCGGCCGCCACAACCACGACCCACCGGGCCAAGGCAACGAAGCCGCCGCCGCCACCGUCGCCGCAGGCGGCUCUUCUGCUGAUCCGGGCCCUCCGUCCAGGAACACGGCUAGUGGAAGUGGGGCGUUUCAGGAGAACUGGGGGGCUCGGCAGCUGAAGGAGGAGUGCUAGCCGGGAAAUGAUUGGACUUGGCCAUUGGCCUCAUAUGUGGAGUGUGGCUUUCCUGGGUGUGAAUAAUAGAGGCUGGAUCAUUGAUUCUUUUGGGCAGGUGUGUGUCUGCCGGCUAAUUGUUAUUCGAUUAGAUUUCAACUGUUGUAGAGGAGCUGACAUGUUGAUUUCGGCUAAACAUGUGCUUGUGCUGCAUGGUAUAUAUGUACAUUUGUUUUCUCUUUA